AAAUUUAAAAUUCCUACAGUCGUAGAUCCGAGUGUUAUGGAAGCGGAUCCUGGAUCCGGGUAAUAAUUGGAGUCCCCUCAACCAGAAACACGACCAAAAACUUUUCACCAUCUUCCAAUCUUUUCUCUUCUAAACUUCAACACACACUCUCUCUCUCUCUCUCUGAUCUCGAUUCCGUCUACGAUGAGCUCGGAGGAAGCCAAGGUCGUUGUGCCAAGGAACUUUAGAUUGUUGGAAGAGCUAGAGAGAGGUGAGAAAGGUAUCGGAGAUGGUACGGUGAGCUAUGGAAUGGACGAUGCUGAUGAUAUCUAUAUGCAAUCCUGGACUGGCACCAUUCUCGGCCCUCAUAAUACUGCAUACGAAGGGAAGAUCUUCCAGCUGAAGUUGUUCUGUGGUAAGGAGUACCCAGAGAGUCCACCAAGUGUGAAGUUCCAGACCCCGAUAAACAUGGCCUGCGUUAACCCUGAGACUGGAGUGGUUGAACCGAGUCUCUUCCCUAUGCUCACUAACUGGCGGCGAGAAUACACAAUGGAGGACAUUCUGGUUAAACUGAAAAAAGAAAUGAUGACUUCUCAUAACCGCAAGUUAGCUCAGCCCCCGGAAGGUACCGAGGAAGCUAGGGCAGAUCCAAAGGGACCAGCCAAGUGCUGUGUGAUGUGAAGAGAGAGGUUGGGGCUGUCAACAAUUUGUAUUAAUAUAAAGGACAAUGUAUAUAAAAACAUCAUUUGAAGCUUUUGGAAAUUGCCUACAACUUAAUGUUGUAGUGUUGUUUGAGAUUAUAUAUAUAUAUAUAUGUCCACCAAAAACAGGUGAUAAUUAUCCUAAUAAACUUCCCCUCUUCUAAAUU
Molecule: messenger RNA, 847 nt
Organism: Brassica rapa (field mustard)
Lineage: Eukaryota; Viridiplantae; Streptophyta; Magnoliopsida; Brassicales; Brassicaceae
Product: ubiquitin-conjugating enzyme E2 variant 1A
Source: RefSeq, a predicted model, not a curated record